Hypanus sabinus (Atlantic stingray) is the source of this 5816-nucleotide messenger RNA. RefSeq names its product aldehyde dehydrogenase 1 family, member L2 (gene aldh1l2). Gene Ontology annotation, biological process: 10-formyltetrahydrofolate catabolic process; biosynthetic process; one-carbon metabolic process. Lineage: Eukaryota; Metazoa; Chordata; Chondrichthyes; Myliobatiformes; Dasyatidae. The coding region runs from base 113 to 2884 and encodes 923 amino acids. The transcript has 23 exons. The record is from RefSeq and is a predicted model, not a curated record. Gene Ontology annotation, cellular component: cytoplasm. Gene Ontology annotation, molecular function: aldehyde dehydrogenase (NAD+) activity; formyltetrahydrofolate dehydrogenase activity.
UAUCUAUGACGACAGAUGGCUGAUUGGCUGGCGAGAGCGUGUACGCUCUGCGUCGGGAGCGAGUUUGGAGGUAGAUGGACACCAAGACGUUGCUGUAUUGAUUCCAGGAGCCAUGCUGUGGGCAGCGGGGUCGGUCGUGCGGAGGCUCAGCACUUCGGCGAUUAAUUACCAGAAUAAGCUAAAGGUAGCUCUAAUUGGACAGAGUUUGUUCGGACAGGAGGUUUACAGCAGCCUGCGGAAAGAAGGGCACAAAGUAGUUGGUGUAUUCACUGUUCCUGAUCGUGAUGGAAAGGCUGACCCUCUGGCGGUUGCUGCAGACAAAGAUGGUGUCCCGGUCUUUAAGUUCCCCAGAUGGAGGCUGAAGGGGAAACCUAUUACUGAUGUUGUUGAAGCCUAUAAAUCUGUCGGAGCAGAGCUAAAUGUGCUUCCGUUCUGUAGCCAGUUUAUCCCAAUGGACGUUAUUAAUUACCCUCGGCAUGGAUCAAUAAUCUACCACCCGUCACUACUUCCUCGCCACAGGGGUGCAGCUGCUAUAAACUGGACUCUUAUUCAUGGAGAUAAGAUGGGAGGUUUCACCAUUUUUUGGGCAGAUGAUGGACUGGACACAGGGCCCAUUCUACUGCAGAAGCAAUGUGAUGUGGACCCAAAUGACACCGUGGACUCGCUGUACAACCGUUUCCUGUAUCCUGAGGGUAUAACUGCAAUGGUGGAGGCAGUCCAGUUGAUUGCUGACGAGAAGGCGCCUCGCAUCACUCAGCCUGAAGAAGGAGCAACAUAUGAAGGGAUCCAGAGGAAAGAGAAUUCCAAGAUUUGCUGGGAUCAGUCAGCAGAGUCCAUCCAUAACUGGAUCCGUGGUCAUGAUAAAGUUCCUGGAGCAUGGACAGUCAUCAAUGGGCAGCCUGUCACUUUGUAUGGUUCGUCCCUGUAUAAAGGUGCAGUCCCGUCAGGCCAGCCAUUGGAGAUCAGUGGGGCGAGUAAACCUGGCCUGGUAACCACCAAUGGACUGGUGCUCUUCGGCAAUGAUGGGAACAUGUUGAUGGUUAGAAACCUUCAGUUUGAAGAUGGGAAGAUGAUUCCUGCCUCCAAAUAUUUCUCUGCUGGUGACGCAGCCACUGUGGAAUUGACAGAUGAAGAGAAGAGAAUUGCUGAAGAUAUAAGGGCUGUCUGGAAAUCAAUUCUGAGCAAUGUUGCUGCCAUUGAGGAUUCUACAGACUUUUUUAAGUCUGGAGCAGCUUCUAUGGACGUGGUCAGGUUGGUUGAAGAAGUCAAACAGAAAUGCAGUGGCCUGCAGCUGCAGAAUGAAGAUGUUUAUAUGGCAACUAAAUUUGAGGAUUUUAUCCAGAUAGUUGUGCGAAAGUUGAGAGGAGAGGAUGAGGAAGUGGAGCUGGAGGUAGAUUAUGUUACAAUGGAUGUAAAUAACAUGACCCUGAAAAUGCCUCACCAAUGCUUUAUUGAUGGCCGUUUUAUCAACUCCGAGGAUGGAAAGACCUAUAACAGCAUCAACCCUACAGAUGGCUCGGUGAUCUGCCAAGUGUCCUAUUCCUCAGUUGCUGAUGUUGAUAAAGCUGUGGCAGCAGCUAAAGAUGCAUUUGAGAAUGGAGAGUGGGGGAAGAUGAAUGCACGAGACAGAGGAAGACUGUUGUAUCAGCUGGCAGACCUGAUGGAGGAGCACCAAGAGGAACUUGCCACCAUCGAGGCCAUUGAUUCCGGGGCCGUCUACACUCUUGCCCUGAAGACGCACGUUGGAAUGUCCAUUCAAACAUUCAGAUAUUUUGCAGGAUGGUGUGACAAGAUUCAGGGCUCUACGAUCCCUAUUAACCAAGCACGUCCCAACCAUAAUUUAACAUAUACGAAGAAGGAGCCUCUGGGGGUCUGUGCUAUUGUCAUUCCCUGGAAUUACCCCCUCAUGAUGCUGGCAUGGAAGAGUGCAGCCUGCCUAGCUGCGGGAAACACACUGGUGCUGAAACCAGCACAGGUGACUCCACUCACUGCAUUGAAGUUUGCCGAGCUGGCUGCACAAGCUGGCAUUCCAAGGGGAGUCAUCAACAUCCUCCCUGGAUCAGGCGGCCUGGUGGGACAGCGGCUGUCCGAGCACCCUGAUAUCCGCAAGCUGGGCUUCACGGGAUCUACCCCCAUUGGUAAACAGAUCAUGAAGAGCUGUGCUGUCAGCAACCUGAAGAAGGUCUCCUUGGAGCUGGGUGGCAAGUCUCCCCUCAUCAUCUUCAAUGACUGUGACCUUGACAAGGCUGUGAGAAUGGGUAUGGGAGCUGUUUUCUUCAACAAGGGGGAGAACUGCAUUGCUGCAGGCCGCUUGUUUGUUGAAGAGUCGAUCCACGACAGCUUUGUUCACCGAGUGGUUGAGGAGAUCAAGAAAAUGAAAAUCGGCGAUCCCCUGGACAGGUCAACAGACCAUGGACCACAGAACCACAAGGCCCACCUGGAGAAGCUGCUAGAGUACUGUGAGAUUGGGGUUAAGGAAGGAGCUACACUGGUGUAUGGGGGCAAGGGUGUCUCACGACCUGGCUUCUUCAUGGAACCGACGGUCUUCACUGAUGUGGAGGACGACAUGUUUAUUGCCAAAGAAGAAUCCUUUGGACCAGUGAUGGUCAUUUCCAAGUUCAAAGAUGGGGAUGUGGAUGGAGUGUUGCAACGUGCAAACAACACGGAAUUUGGUUUGGCAUCAGGAGUUUUCACAAGGGACAUCGGGAAGGCGAUGUACGUGAGUGAUGGACUUGAUGCUGGGACCGUCUUCAUCAACACUUACAACAAAACUGAUGUGGCAGCUCCUUUUGGAGGCUUCAAACAAUCCGGGUUUGGAAAAGACUUGGGUGAGGAAGCACUCCAUGAAUACCUCCGAACCAAAGCCGUGACAGUGGAGUACUAGGGCCUCGUUUCAACAAUGUCUUCAUUUCCACUGGCCCUUUGGCUGGACAUCAGCAGAAGAGGACUUGAGGACUCUACCAGUGUGUAACAAACUCAGCACAUACAAGCAACUGUAUCCUCUUGUUCAAUGUUCAAAAACUAGAGUUUCUAGUUGCAGCUUAGCUUGUACCCAAACCUUGUGUAUUGUGCACUGGGUUACAGUUGUAACAUUCGGCUUCUCAGUGAUGAAGCUAUGAUGAAGCUUCUUGAGUCCCACUCACUGGAAGUUUGCUUUGAUUGGUGAUCUGGCCAUUAAUAACGAUGUAAAUUGUUGCAGUUUCAUAAGAUCUUUUCAGAUGAAAAUUAUGUACAUAUCAUAAGUUGUACCAUUGCAGUUGGAAUGUGUUUAUCAGCAAGAGAUCAGAUCAGACCAGUUGAGCAGUAAAUAACUGAAGCAACUAAAGAGUCAUUUGCUAGUUGCUGGAGUUUUAACUAUUGAAAGGAAAGAAAAAAGGGAAUUGAAGCUCAGUGGUUGAGGCUGUGGCUGAAAGCUGAUACAAAACAAGCUGGGUCUGUGCGUUAAUUUUUGGGCAAACUGAAACGAUCUGAACCAUCCAGCAUCUCCACAUUAUCUUCUACCUGCCAUCCUUUCAGUAUGUAAAUUAAUAAAUGUUUAAAAAGUAAUCACUUGGUACAGAUAAAAUGGCUGAAACUGGUACGUUAAGUUACAACCAGUUAUAAUGUAGGGAAAUGCUUGCUCAUGUGUUGUCUGUUCAAAUGUUGCUUUUAGAUUCAUUGGAUACUCACAAUGAAGUGCCCUUAAUUUUGAUUUGUCCUAGCAAGUGUAGAAGACACCAUGAUCUAUGCACAUUUGAUCUAUGCACAUAAGCUUUAAAUCAGAGUAACUGUCACAUUCUGUACCUCUGCAUCUGAGCACUUGCCUGCUCUGGGAGCAGAGCUGAGGACACAAAUGGUGAUUAUAACUAUAUAGCCAUAUAACAAUUACAGCACGGAAACAGGCCAUCUGGGCCCUUCUAGUCCACGCUGAACGCUUACUCUCACCUAGUCCUAUCGACCUGCACUCAGGCCACCCUCCAUUCCUCCCCUGUCCAUAUACCUAUCCAAUUUUGCUUUAAAUGACAAUACCGAACCUGCCUCUACCACUUCUACUGGAAGCUUGUCCCACACAGCUACCACUCUGAGUAAAGAAAUUCCCCCUCGUGUUACCCUUAAACUUUUGCCCCCUAAGUCUCAACUCAUGUCCUCUUGUCUGAAUCUCCCCUACUCUCAAUGGAAAAAGCCUAUCCACGUCAACUCGAUCUAUCCCCCUCAUUAUUUUAAAUACCUCUAUCAAGUCCCCCCUCAACCUAUGCUCCAAAGAAUAAAGACCUAACUUGUUCAAUCUUUCCCUGUAACUUAGGUGCUGAAACCCAGGUAACAUUCUAGUAAAUCUCUGUACUCUCUCUAUUUUGUUGACAUCUUUCCUAUAAUUCGGUGACCAGAACUGUACACAAUACUCCAAAUUCGGCUUUACAAAUGCCUUGUACAAUUUUAACAUUACAUCCCAACUCCUAUACUCAAUGCUCUGAUUUAUAAAGGCCAACAUACCAAAAGCUUUCUUCACCACCCUAUGCACAUGAGAUUCCACCUUCAGGGAACUAUGCACCAUUAUUCCUAGGUCACUCUGUUCUACUGCAUUCUUCAAUGCCCUACCAUUUACCAUGUAUGUCCUAUUUGGAUUAUUCCUACCAAAAUGUAGCACCUCACACUUAUCAGCAUUAAAGUCCAUCUGCCAUCGUUCAGCCCACUCUUCUAACUGGCCUAAAUCUCUCUACAAACUUUGAAAACCUACUUCAUUAUCCACAAUGCCACCUACCUUAGUAUCAUCUGCAUACUGCAUACAACAAUAUUGGACCCAGUACAGAUCCCUGAGGCACAACACUAGUCAUCGGCCUCCAACCUGACAAACAGUUAUCCACCACUACUCUCUGGCAUCUCCCAUGCAGCCACUGUUGAAUCCAUUUUACUACUUCAAUAUUAAUAACUAAAGGUUGAACCUUCCUAACUAACCUUCCGUGCAGAACCUUGUCAAAGCCCAAAUGUAAUACAUGAUUAUGUAUUACAGUGAAUGUAAAAUCUGAUAUCUACAUCCAGUAUGCAUCUCUGACAAUAAUUGCAUAGAUUAUUGAAUUGUUUUGUUGAUGAAUGUUUGGUUCAUUUGUAUGUGAAGUGCUAGGCCAGUACUGGUACCUGCCUUACUGGUCCGAAUACUCAUUGGAACCCAGCAAACAGCAACAGGUGCUGCAAAUCUGAAAUUUAAAAAAAAAACAGGAGAUACUGGAAACAUGGUAACACUUGGACAGUGUGUAAGGCAAGAGAACCAGAUUACUGUUUGAGGUCAGUGCCUUUCAUUGAGUGUGAUAGCAGAAUUGGAGAGGGCGUGGGGAACAGAGGGAAUGUUAUACUGGAGCAUGGAGCUAGAAUCCAAGUGACAGCAGAAUUGUUGGUGUGAUCUGAGAUGUUACAGACUGUAUUCACUACUCUGUCACUAUCCCCAGAGCUGUGCAACCAGGCACUGCCUCUCUUGCCUACAGCUGUGAUUUAUUCAGGUGGGGUGGGGUGGGGUGGGGUAGGCUAAUAAGGCAAAAGUCUUGUGGAGUAUUCCAUUCUUGGUUGAUAGAAACGAGUGCAGGAAAUUCACUGACUCAGUGUUACUUGCUGCCGGUGAAAUGGCCUGUUCAAAUGGAGCCAGCUUCCUCACAGAUGCAGAGAGACCAUCCUCUACAGCAGGGAACUGUGCACGCCUCGCCAGGACUCUUCCAGUGUCCUUUAAUGUAUGCUUCAAAUUCUAUCGUGAGAAGUUAUGCAUCUAUGUAAAAAAAAAUUACAGUCCUAAUUUAAAAAUGCAUUGUGAUUUUAUUUUACUACAAGUAAAGCUUUGCACUGCAAGAUUA